AUGGAAGCUCUUAAAAGGAGUGGAGCAGAAAGAUUUUGGAGCGCAUUUAUGGCGGAGAAUCCAAACUCUAGAUCGGUAAUAACCUCCGUGAGCAGCCCUUACCAGGAAUUCGGGAAUUCAAGCUCAGGAACCCCGUGGUACGAGCAAGAGUCCAUGCUGAGCCUGUCUGAAUACCUCAUCUUUGUGGAAGUGAUUUUGGGCCUGCUGGUAUGGUCACUGAUUGCAAGCACAGAACAUGUCAGUUUUUCCCCAUUUGGAUGGGUGAUGUUUGUGACUGUCUUCUAUUGGCUUCUCACCCUCUUCCUCCUCAUCAUCAAACUGGCCAGUGGACAAAUCCGACAAGUUCCCUGGACUACAGUGGUUCUCAUUUUUAACUCCACUGCGGCUUUACUGUACAUGUCGGCUGCUAUUACUGAGGCAACGUUGGUGAAUAAGGGGGUCAGAGGUCAUCAUGAUUUCAACUGUUGGGCGGCAUCAACGUUUUUUGCAUUUCUAGUGUCUCUGAGUUACGUUGGUAGUGCAUUCUUCAGUUACAAAUCCUGGCACAGAGGAGAUGAAUAAAAUGUGCUGGAUUGUAGUUUUUAAUCGAAUGUUUAAAAUAUGACUCAUCCAAUUAUUGUUCAGGUAUGUACUAAACUUGAAAAAAUAUUUAAUACUGAUGAUUGUCUUUUAUGUUAAAAAUAAAUAAAUGUAGCCUACGUUUUGCUCUGUAUGUAUUUGCAACCAUUCCACACAGAUCUGUCUAAUGCACAAAAGAUAUUUUGAUAUAUUUUAUAUGGACAUGCAAAACGUACAUUAUUUUAGCUUUAUUGAAUGGAGUUUUAUCAUAAGGCUCAUUGACAGGCUGUGAAUGAAUAGACAUACAAUGUUUCACGUGUGCUUUGAAUGUGCCUUUUAACAUUGGUUCAUGUUUGAUAAUAUAAAAUGAUGUUUAAAAUCCUCAUGAUGUUUGGACUUACCUGACUGACUUAUGAAAGCCUUGUUGUAUUUUAGAAUAGGCUAAGUGCAACUGUCAAAUUAAAGCUGUCAUUAUUGUGUCCUUUGAAAGCAGAUCUGAUUUACUUCUUAUGUUUAUAAAUGCCAAACUCAUGUAUGGUUGUGUUUCACAUUUGGUAUAUUAAUAUAGACUGUAAAUUGCACAAUUACACAAACUAGAAGGGGAAGUUCACAAAAGUGCACCCCAUCUCCCACGCAAAAGAAAAGAUGUUUUCGUCAUUACGGGAAAGUGAUGAGAUAUAUGCGGAAUUUAUCAUCUGUUAUGUCACAAUGUGUUCCAACGAAUUAUGAUUCAUGCUCUCAGGUAUUAAGAUACACUAUGACUAUAAUGUUGUGCAAUUGAGCAACGAAAGUAAAUCGUGUCAGAUGCAGUUUCCUGACCACAUCAUACUAGACGCGCGCGCAUUGUUGAGCGCUCGUUUGACGUCGCGGCGUCUGCAGUAGCUAUAUUGUUAUACAUCAUCCACUGAACGAUGAUGGGGAUUUUAUUUCUGGAAUACUUACGAUCAAAACAAGGAAUUCUGAAGCUCGCUCAGAUCGCGAUUCUCCUUGUAGCGUUCGCUUGUGUUCGUUCCACGUGGUACAACAGUUUCUACGCUUACGGUUUCUUUGAAGGGGUCACGCUCGGUUACUCCAUCACGGUCGCCGUUUUUCUAUUCCUGAUGGUAUUUGGGGUUCCGAAAAGGACAUCAUUUGUAAACUGGACGAUAGCCGUGUGUGGUCUUCUGGCCUCGUAUCUCUCAGUUGUAAGUGUGAUACUUUCAUUCGUUGCCGCUCGCCGCUCACAACCUGAGGGUCCACCAGUACAAAACAUGGUCUCAUAGUCUAACUGCCCUCAACAAAGCAGGAGAGCAUGGAUGGGGAAUUGAUAAAAGGAUGUGGUUGUUUUAGUAAAUUUACAUGGAAUAGAAUAUCACUUAUUGCACAUAUUGCUUAUUGCAGGCAGAUGGUUUUAAUACUAUAAUUAUUAUAUAAUAUUUAAUAUCGUAAUACCCUGCCAAUAAUUUACUGGUGCAUACAUUUUAACAAAUGGCCUUUAUUUUCAAUUUACUGUUAUAAUAGUCUCAACACUGUUUUGUUAAUAAUUUGAUUACAAAAUGUAUUAUUACUAAAAAUAUUGUCCUUGUGCACUCUUGUAAUGUUAGUUGGUUUGGUUGCCAAACUUGUUCACCUAAUGCUUUAUGAAAGAAAAAUGAAUGUUGAUAAAUAAAAAAAAAAUACAGUUUGUAAAAUGUU
Cyprinus carpio (common carp) is the source of this 2232-nucleotide messenger RNA. Its product is annotated as CKLF-like MARVEL transmembrane domain-containing protein 8. Lineage: Eukaryota; Metazoa; Chordata; Actinopteri; Cypriniformes; Cyprinidae. Gene Ontology annotation, molecular function: structural constituent of myelin sheath. The record is from RefSeq and is a predicted model, not a curated record. Gene Ontology annotation, cellular component: membrane. Gene Ontology annotation, biological process: myelination.